AUGUACCCGCGACUUACAGGGAUCAGACCCGCUCAGGACCCAGGAACCACCCGUCCGCUCGGGGCCGUGGUGGACCUCAGGUUUAACCAGGUCUACCAGGUCUACCAGGUCAGGGAAUACUCUAGUACCGAAAUCCGACAGUCCAGGUCCUGGUCUAGGUCCAGGUCCAGUCCUGUGGAGGCACGGUACAACAAGAUGGCCGCCAUCUCCUAUUCCAACCGCUCCUCAAUCCGAGAUCAACUACCGCAGUCGACAUCGACCUCACGAUCUUCCACCAGAGUUGCCAGUCGCCGCUCUUCACUCGCCUCGCCUUCGGCUCCCUCAUCACCCGCCGUUGACCCUUUCUCCCACGAGGGCCAAGCCGCCUCCACCUCGACGGGCUACCGCCAGAUCGGCCACUUCAGCUCUCCUUCCACGAGCAAGAUCCAGCGAUCCGGAGGCUUGCUCGGCCUUGCAGCUGCUGCAAUCGACAAGACGCAGUCUGCGCUGUCCACCCUGCAGUCACAGUCACAGUCACAACCCGACUACUCCAUACGUCAGCGUUCCUCCAAUUCCGCUUUGGGCAGAGUCGCCUCCAGUGCCGAUUCCGCUUUCAGCCCCACCGACUUGGACAAGAACGCACACGCGCGAUACAGAAGGUCCAACAACCAUUCCCCCGCCUCUUCUUCGACAGGCACUUUCGCCGCCGAGGGCAAACACCCGAGUCAGGUGUCGCUGGCCAACGAAGUGCCCUCCUCUCCCUAUUCCGACACUGACCCCAACCGCCCUCUUCCAAUCCGCAUCCCAGCCGUCGAGAACAAGAUGCACCAAACUUCUUCGCGGUUGCUCCGCAUGACGGACGACGACAAGCCAUUUACAAAGCAUUCCGCCGCACUCAACCCCGCCAUCCCCAUGCCCCCCUCUUCCCUGCCCUCUUCCACCCAGGCCUCUCUUGUCAAAAAGCUCACACACCACACAGGAUUUCAAAGAUCUCUUUGCAACCCUCGUCGUCAGCCUAUUGCCCCUAUCUGCGCAUCGCACAUGGCUCGUUCUAUCUGCCAAAGGUUUCUCGAGGCACGGUUCAUUGAAUCCGCCGACGGAAAAUACCAGCAGGUCUACAACAUGAAGGGCUCUGUCUGGCAACUUACGCCAAAAGGCGUCACUAUUCUUGAUCGAUUCUGCUCUCGUAACGGCAUUCAGCAGAAGCAAACAUCCGACCUUAUCGGAUCUACCCUUUCGCAGCUCGUUAUCCUGGAGCGUGAUGGCCAAACCGACAAGCUCAUUACCGACCGUGGCACUGUCGAGGUUGUCUUCCGUCGAUUCGUCGGCACACACGGUCCCAACAUCAAGUCCAGCGUCACAUCGGCAGAUUCCGAUUCGCUCAGUGACUACCGGGAUGGCCUCACGGGUGUCAAGAUGGCUAGCGAGCGUAAGAUCAAUGGCAAGACGUACCGCGACACCUUCACAGGCAAGGGUGCGACGGACUGGCUCAUGGACUGCUGUACCACCGUGGACAGGAGGGAGGCUGUGGACAUUGCAACGCUCUUUGUGCAGUUUGACCUGAUGGAGGCAAUCGUGCAAGACCGAGCACACAUGUCGCAGUAUGCCGGCCACAACGUCUUCCAACCCACCAAGAAUGCUAUUUACCAGCUCACCGCCAAGGGCAAGGACCUGAUCAACAAUGUGGGCUCUAGGGGGCGAGCUUCUGAAAGCGAAGGUACAAACCCAAGCCGCAAUGCGAUCGCGCGCGACUCAAACACGCAGAGGCUGGACAAGAUUCUUAACGAUGCCGCACUCCGCUUGCUGUUCCGCGAGAACCUCAGGGAAACUCAUUGUGAAGAAAACCUGUCCUUCUACCUCGACGUCGACGACUUCGUCAAGAGCUGCAAGGUCGCCAUCCGUUCCGCUCAGAAGAACCCGAACUCUACUUCUAUGGACGGGAUUAAAGAAAUCAUGGCACAAGCUUAUGGCAUCUACAACGCCUUCCUAGCCCCCGGGUCCCCUUGCGAGCUGAACAUUGACCAUCAGCUGCGCAACAACCUGGCAACUCGCAUGACGAAGGCUGUUGGCCAAGACGUCGCCAUGAUAGACACGCUGCAAGAGGUGACGGCUCUGUUUGAAGACGCCCAGAACGCCGUCUUCAAGCUUAUGGCUAGUGAUUCUGUGCCAAAGUUUCUUCGCAGUCCAAAGUACGAGCACACCUUGAAGCACUACGACUUUGACUCCCUCACCAACGUUCGCCCUGGCGGCUUGGAGCGAAGCCAGAGUCGGUCGAACCGACCAUGAUGAGAACAAACAAAAUGAAACAAAUGCUCGACCGAUACCCGAUAUUCUGUUGUAUUUCACGCUCGCGACAAAAAUAGGAGUUCCCAUACUCCCCGCAUUUACCCCAUGAAAACCUUUUGCAUGAGGGCCGGCUCGACGCAAUUGGCUAUAAUUGCUUCUCGGCCUCUGCCCCGGCGUUACGGGGGCCACUUAUCUUAAUAUCGUGCAUACCCACGACGGAUCGCGGUCACGAUCCACAAGCGUCGGCCUGCUUCCCCGGACCGGUCCCAUCUCCACUGUCAUCUGGGUCUGAUUUGUAUCUUGGAAACGGGGAGGGGCGUUCGAGGGAUUGACCAUCUUAGACACAUCAUGAAUCGGUCGGAGAUGUGGGUGAAGCAUUGCUUUUCCCCCAAAUUCUCUGCAUGCUACUUUUUUUUUCCCCGAGGGCGUUCCCACUCUCCAACAUUGUACGCUCUUUUCCAUUCUGUCUUGGAUUCCAUUGGGUGGAGGACCGGCAGGGAAUAGGAAGGGAGGAGGCUCCCCUUCUCCUCGCAUCGGGACGAAUUAACGAGGGCCACCAAAUGACGGCCGAUGAAUGAGGGAAGCAAAAGUCUUAUCACGCACCAUACCUAACCUGCCAGCCCUGUCUCUUUUCAACGACAUGUGGGGAAAAACUUCAAAUGUCGCCGACGAAUAGGAUGGUGCGAUACUGGUUCGAUUCGUCUGGAACAACACACAAAGGCAGGCGAUGUGAUGGACGGAUGGUUACUGAGGCAGACAGGGAAUUUACUGCAGAACGCGUCUCGCGUUCCAUGUGUACAUAUGCACUCGCACGCGUGCGCGGAGAGCAACAUCAGAUAACUUUGUGGCCCCGCCCUUCCUUUCGAUAGAGCAUUAGGGAGAAUGGAAGAGGAGCACGGCAUUCGCCAAUUU
Molecule: messenger RNA, 3177 nt
Organism: Verticillium dahliae VdLs.17
Lineage: Eukaryota; Fungi; Ascomycota; Sordariomycetes; Glomerellales; Plectosphaerellaceae
Product: developmental regulator flbA
Exons: 6
Coding region: 1-2265 (754 amino acids)
Biological process (GO): intracellular signal transduction
Source: RefSeq, a predicted model, not a curated record